AUAGAAGAUAUUAUAUCGGAAAUAAGUUGGAAGAUUGACCCAGAGACUCUUUCAUAUAACUAAAAAUAGAGUCCACAUGGCGUAUUGGUUGCAGGAAGCAACCGCUAGAUUUGUCCGCACCCGAUCAAUGCGGAGACGACCUACUCUCUCUCCUCCGACUGCUUCUCCUCCGAGAUCUCUGGUUUUCUCUCUCUUCCUUCUUGUUUUCUCUAAUGGCGGGAAGAGGCAGAUCCCAAUGCCUCCAUUUCACCAUGAACCCCUUUUCUCCUUUAAACUUCCUUUAGAUGACAAUAUAUGCCACGCUUCUGGUUUCACCCUGGACACGUUCUCUUCUCGCCUUCCAACCCAUGCAAUUCUUUCGAUUUCUUUACAUUUCUUUUCCCAAGCCUCAUCGAAUUCGGUGAAUUGAAAUUCCUUUUGCCCUCUUCCUCUUCACAGACGAGCGCCUUGAAUUUUGGCGGAUGAAAUUUGGCGGUGAUUGUUUUGUUUUGUUAUGGAAUCUCCCCUGCCUUGUCUUGGUUAUUAAUUAAUUCUUGUCUUUGUAUUAACAUGCAUCGGUUGCGUGUAUGCGUCUUUCCGAUUUCGGUGUCGUUUCUCAAAGCUGUAAUUGGUGGUAACUUGGGAAUCAGACUUGGCGUUAAUGGGGAAUGUUGAUGAUGAUCGUUGUGUAUUUCCUCUCACCAAUUUACAAAUCGGCGACUUGCAGUCUUAUCUCUCGGAUCUUAGCCUCUUCGUGGCGCAUGAGAGUAAAAAAUUCUUAAUUUUGGUGGACAAUCGGCCAUGGUUGAGAGAAUUUGGUUCGCGGCCUGCUCGGUUGUGGCAACUGAUGGUUACGAAGUCGAGGCUCUCUCCUUUUGCAAACAGGAAAGUACGGAGGGAUAGAAAUAGUGAACGAGUUGCUUAUCAGAGACCCAAAAUUACUAAGAAAAAGAAGUGUUUGUGGUUCUCAUUGAUCAAUGCAGUGACCCUGUCUCAAAAGAAACUUCUUCUUCUUCCUAUGCCUCCUGUGGAGAUCCUUCGAAGAUCUUUUAUCCUAAACAAUGAACUGCAUUGCACAUUGUAUGGUUUUAUUGUUUUUGAAGUUUCAUGGAGCAAUGUUAGGGGUAUAAACUACUUUAAUGAGCUUCAGACGGAUACCUCUCUGGCCGUAGAGUCUAAAUAUAUGCAACGAUGGGAAUUUGAUUGCAUAUCUCAUGCUGCAGGGAGCGUAUCUUCUUGGUUCUUGGGUUCACCCUCAGAUGAGCAACUGUUGAAGAGUUAUUUGGAAUCAGUCACAGGAGAAAUUUUCUAUGAUGCUGUAGAUGAUUUUGAUGAUAUUGAAGACAAUUUCCUCAAUAAUAGCAUUCCAAUUAUGGAGGACGAGAUUAUCUCCUACAAAAACUUCUGCAUUAAUAAUGAUCUUCUGGAGUGCACUGAUGGUGAACUAAACUUACAUUCUACGACUGUAGAAGACAGCGCGAAUACACUACAGACGCCUCCUCCUACUGGUCCUAACAAGAGAAGAAAAGUAACUAAAUUUAUUGGCUCAGAUAAUGAAGAUGAUACCAAUCUGGUUGAGAUGGAGAACAGGACUAGUGGUUUUCCCAGUGUCUCAGAGAUUUACGAUGCUAAUUGUCAAGAUGUAGUUGAGGCUACACAAUACAAAGAUGUAUUAAUUUUGUUUAGGUUCAAUGAUCGCGACCUUCCAUUUAAGUUAAAGCAAGUAAUAAUGUCCGAUCUACGGUUGCUCACUUUGUUAGAAGCUGGUCUUCCAUCUUGGGUCAUCUUCCUUCAAUCUUACCCGGUGUUUUGUCAUGUCUAUCGUCCGUGGAUGUGCCCUUUUGCAAGAGCUUUGUAUGUACUGGUAUCGGUUAUCACAGCUCUCAUAGGAUUCUAUGAUUUAUACAAAAAUGUCCCGCUUUUGAAGGCAGCAGUGUCUCGUUUGUGUGGACCCCUUUUUGAUUGGAUUGAGAAUUGGGAGAUGGUAUCACGGAUCAAAUACUUGGGAACAAUGUUGUUCUUACAUAAUUUUGAGAAAGCUCUUACAUGGUUUCUUACUAUUUCACGUACCACACGAUCUUUUCUUGCAAUUUUGGCUCAACCGUUGGCAAGUACGGUCGUGGAACUUCUAGGAUUCCUUCUUCCUAUUUGUAAAACUUGUAUCAAAGUUGUUGGGAACUUCUUUUCAGUGAUCUGGGAUGUGAUAGACUUUUGUGGCGAUAUGGUUGUUGACUCAGUUGAGUUGUUGCUCUUGCCAAUAUGGUUCAUUUUCUCAACCUUGUGGAGCUGUGUAACAAUGAUUUUGCUUCCUGCAUUGAGGAUCAUUUCAGAAAUACUAUAUGUUCCGAUCAGAACCAUUCUUUUGUUAGCUAGUUUCGUAACUUACAUAUGCACCGGCAUUUAUGAGAUGUUCGGAGACGUAGGACAAGUUCUUAGUAGUGUUUUUCAAGUUGCUUCUGUUUCAGAGGUAACAGUUGCCACUUCUGAGGUUUCCAUUUUGCGUACACUUUGGAAUGAUCUCUUCUCUCAGGUUUUUAGAGCUCUUAGAAGUAUUUUAAAUGGAUUUGUUGCCUUCUUCACUGCCUGCAACAGACAUCGGCUCAGCAUCUAUAAUUAUGUACAGGAAUGUUUUGAAAGAUUAUGCGGUCGAAUACGAGGCUCAGAGCAGGAAGCAAGCAGCAGUAGACGCAUGUACAAGCCCCAACGUCUGUCUAGGGUAUAUGGACAGUCCUUGGAAAACCGUAAGGUUCACACGGAUUAGAAGUCUGUUGGCUUAAGCAGAUGAUUACGACGCACAGUAGAUAAUAAUCCCCUCGGUACAUUCUAAUCGAAAGACAUGGCUCGAGGCACAUCUUAGCGGAGGAGGCAGAUAACUAUACCAUACAAAGUAGCAUGAUUUUUUUUUUUUUUUUUUCUCUCCCUACAACAACACGGUUGGAGGGGGUUCAAAUUACUGAAGCUCAAGGUAGCGAGAGAUUAUAUGCCUGAAUUAGUUGAAUUAUCUUUUAGGUUUAGGUUAAGUUGUAUGGUCUUUUACCUUUUGUCCCUCCUAAUUGAGAUCAAUUCUAGUUUCCUUUCCAGAUGAUGUGUUGUAAAUCACCGGAUGUAAAUAACAUGCAAAAUUAGUGUACAGAAUUUGCAUGUUCCAAAGGUAAAAGAUUUUUUAU
Messenger RNA from Cucurbita maxima (winter squash), 3146 nucleotides. RefSeq lists its product as uncharacterized. The transcript is spliced from 9 exons. The record is from RefSeq and is a predicted model, not a curated record. NCBI's taxonomy places the organism in Eukaryota, Viridiplantae, Streptophyta, Magnoliopsida, Cucurbitales, Cucurbitaceae. The coding region runs from base 641 to 2740 and encodes 699 amino acids.